Molecule: messenger RNA, 353 nt
Organism: Paramuricea clavata
Lineage: Eukaryota; Metazoa; Cnidaria; Anthozoa; Malacalcyonacea; Plexauridae
Source: the annotation of a GenBank genome assembly
AUGGACGUUCUUGCAGUUCUUCCAACAGGAUACGGAAAGAGUAUCAUCUACCAAAUACUCCUAAAGGUUAUAUCCGAAUUGCGAUACAACCAUAUAGGGGAUAGAAAGACAGUUACAGUUAUCGUGGUCAGUCCACUCGAGCAGAUUCGUAAGCAGCAAGUAGCUAGGGGAAUCAAAUCUGCUUCGCUCGAGGAUGUUAAGGCUAGUGACGAUACAAUGCUUUGCGAAUUCGAGGUCGUUUUCGGAAGUGCUGAGCAGUGGUUAUCCGAUAAGUGGGUUAAGAACUUAAAGUACGGCUACCUGAACGAAACAGAGGUAUUGGUAGCAGACGAAGUGCACACAAUUCAGACAUG